Messenger RNA from Dermacentor silvarum, 713 nucleotides. Its product is annotated as male-specific histamine-binding salivary protein-like. Gene Ontology annotation, biological process: symbiont-mediated perturbation of host defenses. The transcript has 5 exons. Lineage: Eukaryota; Metazoa; Arthropoda; Arachnida; Ixodida; Ixodidae. The record is from RefSeq and is a predicted model, not a curated record. Gene Ontology annotation, molecular function: amine binding. The coding region runs from base 1 to 510 and encodes 169 amino acids.
AUGCCGUCAAUGAAGCUCCUAAACCAAAAAGAAGAUACAAGGUACUUUCUCCUCCAGUCAACGUUUCGCGAUAAACCACAUUUCUGGGGACGUAACUUCAAGUGUGUCACCGCUCGACAUACUCCUCGGAACCCGAAGGAGAAGACAGCUCUGUCUAUCUUCCAGUAUGUGGGCGUUCACAACUUUACAUUCACAGUUUCAAAGGAAGUGAAAGCUGUUACCCACUACGGUUACACAAAGCCGAAUGCACUUGAAUACCACUUGACGGGUAACAGGAUACUUAUUGAACUUGUCAUGUUCUCCAAUGGUGGUACCUGCAAUCUCCUGAGCGUUCCGUACCUGGGUACAAAAUUGGGAUGCGAGCUUUGGGUCAUCGAGAGCAGCAUUGACAAAGUCCCUGCCUGCUGCCUCUUCAUGUUUCGUCUGCUGUGCCCAAAGAAUGCCCCGUACAACGUUUACGACAACACGUGCAAGAGUGUCCUGAACCGCAGAAAAGCACCGAGGAAGUGAAGCCGAGGAUACAAGAGACAGACGGAGGAAACUGCCAUUCGCACAUACACCUUAUAGAUAUGCUCCGACACAUGUAUAGUUUUCUAGGACGCUGGAAUACUUUUUACGCUGACAAGUGCGGCAAUUUGACGUAGUUGGCAGAAUUGUAUGGUGAUAAAUGAACGGCGCGAGAAAUAACGCAGGCUCAGACAAUAAAGGGACAA